Molecule: messenger RNA, 6348 nt
Organism: Triplophysa rosa
Lineage: Eukaryota; Metazoa; Chordata; Actinopteri; Cypriniformes; Nemacheilidae
Gene: znf740a
Product: zinc finger protein 740a
Exons: 12
Coding region: 1002-2090 (362 amino acids)
Biological process (GO): regulation of transcription by RNA polymerase II
Cellular component (GO): transcription regulator complex; PcG protein complex; nucleus
Molecular function (GO): RNA polymerase II cis-regulatory region sequence-specific DNA binding; DNA-binding transcription factor activity, RNA polymerase II-specific
Source: RefSeq, a predicted model, not a curated record
AAUUCAAUUUUAUUUAUAUAGCGCUUUUCACAAUGUGCAUUGUUCCAAAGCAGCUUUACAGGAGCAAAUAAGAAAAACACAGAAAGGUAAAACACAGCACAGUGCAUGGUGUUUAUAGACCAAGCAAGAUCAUUAUAUUAAAUAAUAUCUAAUAAAUAAAUGAAUAAAUAAAUAAAUGCAGUCUCCCAGUGAGCAAGCCAACACUGCACUUCUGUGGCGAGGAACCCAAACUCCAAUGAUGAAUAAAUGGGGGAAAAAAAACCUCGGGAGAAACCAGGCUCAGCUGGGAGGGCCAGAUCUCCUCUGACGUGUCAUAGCUGCACUCAGUGAACCCGACCAAAGCCACCGAGCAAACAUCAACGAAGAACACGGAGAGCCCACGAGCCAGGAAGCCCCACCCGCCGAAACCGUGCAGGUCCAACCCAGUCCCAUUCCGCGAUCAACAACAGACAACAGAGGAACAACCAGGGAAAAAUAGUAAUGGCAUAAUUAACCUUAUUCCUCCGUUGUCCGACAUCGACCACAAAACAAGACCAAACCAGACCAGACCCACACAGUCCCAACAAAUGAAACGCCCCAAACCACAACCAACAAGCCCCCCCACUCCCCACAAACACCCACCCAGCAACCACCCAGCUAUAACUUCAAACUGCUGUCAUGUGAUGUAAGUUUAGCAUUAAAUACCAAGUAUUGUAAAUGUAGCAUUAAUGUGACAAGUAGUCUGUCUUUGCUCUUGAUUGGGGAUGGAAUUGUCUGAGCUGGGCCGUUCAGAUGGUCGCUUUUCUCUUGGGUGGUGAUGGAAUUGCCUUGGAUGGAGCUGGGAUGGUCAGUCAGUCCGCAGGCUCUCGCAGGAGGAUGGCACAGGAUUUUCCGAUGUAGCUGGCGUAAUCUCUAGUUGGGGAUGGGCAUAUGACGUUCAUCUGGGCCUGGCGGAAUCUCUCCCCGAGCUGCUGCGCAAGGAGGGUGAUUUUUCUGCUCCCCGACUACUGGAUGAGAAGGAAAUGCAACCCAGUGAGGACAUGCAGCUAAAGAAAAAGAACAGGAAGUCGGGAACGCCCUGUAAAAUGAGAGAGCAAGAUGGGCGAGCAGGAAAGGCAGUUGUAGAUGAAAAUGGAAAUUGUCCACUUUCCAAGGUGCAGAAAAACUUUAUCUGUGAUCACUGUUAUGGAGCUUUCAGGAGUGGAUAUCACCUGAAGAGACACAUUCUCAUUCAUACCGGAGAAAAGCCGUUUGCAUGUGCCGUUUGUGACAUGAGAUUUAUUCAGCGUUACCACUUGGAGCGACACAGCCUUACUCACACAGGGGUGAAGCCGUAUGCUUGUUCCAUGUGUGAAAUGCGGUUUUUCCAACGUUACCACUUGGAGAGGCACAGCCUUACUCAUACGGGGAUCAAACCUUACGCUUGCUCCAUGUGCGACAUGCGAUUUUUCCAAAGAUACCAUCUUCAGCGACACAGCCUCAUUCAUACGGGGGUGAAGCCGUAUGCUUGCUCCAUGUGUGACAGGCGUUUUUUCCAACGUUAUCAUCUGCAGAGACACAGCCUCACUCAUACGGGGGUGAAGCCGUAUGCUUGCACCAUGUGUGACAUGCGUUUUUUUCAACGCUACCAUCUCCAGAGACACAGCCUUACCCAUACGGGGGUGAAGCCGUACGCUUGUUCCAUGUGUGACAUGCGUUUUUUUCAACGUUACCAUCUGCAGAGACACAGCCUCACACAUACGGGGGUGAAGCCAUAUGCUUGUUCGAUGUGUGACAUGAGGUUUUUUCAACGUUACCAUUUGGAAAGACACAGUCUGACUCAUACUGGAGAGAAGCCGUUUGCAUGUGACAUGUGUGACAUGCGGUUUAUUCAGAGGUAUCAUCUUGAGAGACACAAGCGUGUUCACAGUGGAGAGAAACCUUAUCAGUGUGAACGCUGUCAGCAGAACUUCUCGCGGACAGACAGGCUGCUGAGGCACCGGCGCUUAUGUCAGGGUCGUGGUGUAGCUAAAGUCGAGGCUCAGCCAUGCUCCUUCCCCCAGGAGCCUCCCCAGGCCCCUCCGACCACCUGGAGUCCCCUGCACCCUGCCACGGGUCGUCUCGCUGUCUGAUAUAAUUCAUCCAGACAAAACUUGAGAAGACAGCAACACAUCUAUACCUCUGUUAGGCACAGUGGUGCCGUCUGAUGGAGAGAUGUGCUAUAGAGAAAUGAGGAAAGAAGUCCAAUCUUCUGUUUCUGUAUUUGAAAAAAGUGGGGAUUUCCCUUUAAUCUUUAAGGGUUAUUUUAUACUUUUUGGUAAUGUAACAAUAGGGUAAGAGUGGGAAAUAUCGUAUCACCAGCCAUCUAACCAAAAAAGUUAAUAUAUUUCAUGAUAAUACAACCCAGCUUUUAUUGACAUUGCUUAUACUAACAGACAUUGAUUCCUACUUACUUAAUGUAAGUUAAACAUAAGUACGUGGAUGAAACGGCAUCAUAUAUGAUGUGGAGGCCUGCUGUAAAGUGCUACGGUUUCGUAUCCCUACUGUCCUGAGCACUCAGGUAAUAUCUGACUACAAUCACGAAUACUCCAUGUCCAUGUGGAAAUGCACAGUGUAUAUACAUAUAUUCAUUUAAACAUUCGCAGGCUAUUUCUCAAUUACAAGUUUUGAUCUGAUAUUGUAACUAUGAUGUGUAUAUAACCGUUGUUUAACGGUGACGUAAGAGACAGAUGCAUUUCUUUUACCAGCUCAUGGCAGUGACCAAGAACAAACAGCUGGUUUGUUCUCUGCCAUCGCCAUGAGCUGGUACAAGAAAUGCAUGUGUGUCAGGAGUCACUGUUCAAUGCUGUUAACAAAAUGUGCAGGUCAUGUGUCACCCCAAAUAAAAAAAAUAAGAGUUUGCAUAAAGACAUUGUUCUAGAACCAAGUUUUUGCAUAACAGUACAUCUCUUCCGAAGUCGCACUACUGUCAUACAAAAACCAUCUCAUUUAUGUGAUGCAACAAUUCUUAUGCAUACAAGAAAGAAAUGUCUUCAAUGUAAUGCAAAAAAAGUAUUUUACGAUACAGAUGUGAUACAGAAAAAAUCACAGUAUUGCAAUAAUGAGAAUGUAAUUCAAAAUAAUGUAAUGGCUGUCAAGUGAUUAAUAGCGAAAUCAGAAUUGAAUCCAGAAUUAAAUUUUGUGUUUACAUAAUACUGUAUAUGUCUGUGUACUGUGCAUAUUUAUUUAGUGUUUAUAAACAGAUACACAAACGUGUAUGUAUGAUAUGUAUAUAUACACGGACGUGCUCAAAUUUGUUGGUAUCCCUCCACAAAAAAUGAAGAAUGCACAAUUUUCUCUGAAAUAACUUGAAACUGACAAAAGUAAUUGGCAUCCACCAUUGUUUAUUCCAUAUUUAAUAGAAAUCAGACUUUGCUUUAGAUUUUUUAUUCAACAUAAUAUUGUAAAUAAUAAAACAAAUGAAAAUGUCAUGGACUAAAAUGGUGGGACCCCUAGCCUAAUAUUUUGUUGCACAACCUUUAGAGGAAUGCAAAGUUUUCUGUAGCUCUCAAUGAGACUUCUGCACCUGUUAACAGGUAGUUUGGCCCACUCUUCCUGAGCAAACUGCUCCAGCUGUCUCAGGUUUGAUGGGUGCCUUCUCCAGACUGCAAGUUUUAGCUCUUUCCAUAGAUGUACUAUAGGAUUCAAAUCAGGACUCAUAGAAGGCCACUUCAGAAUAGUCCAAUGUUUUGUUCCUAUCCAUUCUUGGGUGAUUUUAGCUGUGUUCAUUAUCCUGUUGGAGGACCCAUGACCUGCGACUGAGACAGCUUUCUGACACUGGGCAGUACGUUUUGCUCCAGAAUGCCUUGAUAGUCUUGAGAUUUCAUUGUGCCCUGCACCGAUUAAAGGCACCCUGCAGAUGCAACAAAGCAGCCCCAAAACAUAACCAAGCCUCCUCCGUGUUUCACUGUAGGUAUGGUGUUCACUUCUUUGAAAGCUUGAUUUUUUCGUCUGUGCACAUAGAUCUGAUGUGACUUGCCAAAAAGCUCCAGUUUUGACAAAUCUGUCCAAAGGACAUUCUUCCAGAAGGAUUGUGGCUUGUCAAUAUGAAUUUUGGCAAAUUCCAGUCUGGCUUUUUUAGAUUUUCCUUCCUCCUAGGUCUUCUUCCAUGUAGCCCACUUUUGCUUAAAAAGCGAUGGAUGGUGCGAUCAGAAACUGACGAACCUUCACCUUGUAGUUCAGUUUGUAUCUCUUUGGCAGUUAUCCUUGGUUCUUUUUCUACCAUUCGCACUAUCCUUCUGUUCAAUCUGGAGUCGAUUUUCCUCUUGCGGCCGCACCCAGGGGGGUUUGCUACAAUUCCAUAGACCUUAAACUUAUUAAUAAUAUUUUCAACUGUUGUCACAGGAACAUCGAGCAGCUUGGACAUGGUCUUGUAGCCUUUACCUUUACCAUGCUUGUCUAUUAUUUUCUUUCUGAGCUCCUCAGACAACUCCAUCCUUUGCUUUCUCUGGUCCAUGUUCAGUGUGGUGCACACAAUGAUACCAAACAGCACAGUGACUACUUUUCUCUGUUUAACUAGGCUUAAUGACUGAUUACAAGAUUGGAUACAUGUGUGAUACUAAUUAAAGAAACUAAUUAGUUUGAAAUAUCACUAUAAUCCAAUAAUGUAUUAUCUUUUCUAAGGGAUACCAACAAAUGUGUCCAGGCCAUUUUAAAAUAUCUUUGUAGAAUAAGCAAUAAUUAAUCUCUUUCAACAGCUUCUUUGCAUUAUUCUAUGACAUACCAAAGGCAUGCAAGUAUACAUGAUACAAUAGCUUUCAAUUUCAUCACUCUUCAGGAGGAAUGAAGCAUUAUUUCAAUGAGCUGUAAAGGUACCAACAAAUUUGAGCACGUCUGUAUAUAUAUAUAUAUAUAUAUAUAUAUAUAUAUAUAUAUGCAGUAUGUACAUGUAAUUUAUUUAUAUUUACAUAUUGCUUAUUGCUCCCUGAACUCUUUGUAAGUCGCUUUGGAUAAAAGUGUCUGCUAAAUGACUAAAUGUAAAUGUUAUAUUUGCCAGUAAUUUAAAUUAUCUGCGAUGUAUAAUUUUUAUAUUUUAUUUUUUUCUUAAAAAUAUGCAUGUUUGUGAAUGUGUUUAUAAAUACAAAAUUAUUAUGCACAGUACACAGACAAAUAUUAUGUAAACAAAUCUUUUAUUCUGGAUGCGAUUAAUCGCGAUUUUUUCGUUUGAUAGCCCUUGAGAGUCAAAUGCAUUACUCUUAUGAGAAAUCAGGAUAGACUUUGCUGAAUUGUAUUCCUUCUGCAAAUUUUCUGUAUUCAAAAUGUUUCCUUUUGAUUUGGUGGUAAAAUAUGACUUGGACAUGUUUUGUUAGAUACUGUUUGCUAAUGUAUCUACGUGGUAAAUGAUGUGAUAAACGUCCAAAAGACCCACACUUUUAUGUACAGAUUUAUACGCGCAACAUAUAACAAAGUUUUGUGGCCUUAGGAUGUGUUCAUGUGUUUGUUUUGUGUACUUUUUUAUUUGUACCUUGGUGAUAAAAUAAUAUGCAUAUUAUUUUACCAAAGUACUCACAGAGGACAAUUUAGUUUUUUUAUGUUUUAACUUUAUUUUGAGUAUUUACAAGCAAAGCUCUAUAGAAUUCUCUCUCUUAUAUAGAUGUGUGUGUUUUUCCUUUAUUUCUGAAAAUCCUUAUUGUUAAUGUGUGUCUGCUUUCAGCACAUGGGUCCACUGGCAAUGAAAUGUCAGAAAACUGAUGCUGAAAGGAUUUUAAUGGAUCUGUUUGUUGUUGUCUUUUCUAUUGUACUCUUGAUUUCUGCUGUUCAACGAGGGUCUUGUGUGUACAUUUUGAUACCAAUGGACAGGUUAGUGUUUGAAAUGGGCAUUUAUCAUCAGAUCAUGUUGUGGUGUCCGUUAGCCACUUCCAGAAUAUAAUUUUAGAGGGAUGUCUGCUGUUAAUUGUUGAGAGUAUUUUAAUGACGUACGGUUUUAUUUCAUUUCCCCUCUAAUUCCAUAACAAUGCUUUGUUUUUGUUUGGAACGUUUUUAUUCUACACUAAACCACUGGAGAGAUAAGUGUAAUCUACACACACAUACUGUAUAAUAACACAUCUGUAGACAAAGCCUCUCUCCAAAAUGUCAGUUUGAGUGAUUUGGUUGAUAUUUUGAGUUUGAGAAAAUAUUAACUAAACAGAAGACAGAGGCUUCACCCUAUUUUGAUGUUUUUUGGGACAGACGCUAGCAAUCGCAUCAGUUGUAGAUGGUUUGUUUAUUUUGUAUUGCUUUACAUUGCUGUAAAAACAUUAUUGAUAUCAUUUUCUAUAGCUGAAUGUUUUUUGGAAACUCUUGAUUGCAAAAAAAAACAUGCUAAUUGUUGUAAAAAAAGAGCUUAACUGUUUAUUAAAAUGAAUGAAGACA